AUGGUCCGACUUGCCGAAGACGAUGAGCCCAAUUGGGGCUCCAGAGCUAUUGGCCCUUUCGAAAACAUCAGCCCCAAGGCAGAUGGAUUCAUGACCAGCGGCAAGAUUGGAGGUCUUGAUGCCCCAACAAACCCAGACCACAACUGGUGGUGGCAGCGUACUGCGCCCCUGCUUGCCACCCUCCUCCGCAGCGCUGGCUCUUAUACACACGAGCAGCAGCUUGACCACAUGCGCGUGUAUCGCGACGCCGUGGUGCCAACCUACGGGCCGCCUACACCUCAAGCCACUGUCCGUCCGUUGUUGACAAUGGAUGGCUCUCCGGUCGAACCGUCGUGGAAUUUUCAGAACGACGGGACAGUGGUGCGCUAUACCUUUGAGCCGCUGCUGCCGAAUGACGACCCGGAAAACCCCUUCCCCGGGGACAAGAUCACGACGCUGCUACCACUGCUACGAUACGUCGCGCCAGGUGCGGAUACGCGGUGGUUCGAGCAGGUCUGGUCUCGCUGGUUUGUGCAUGAGAAGAACGAGGUGGCCGCCGCGAAGGCCGGUCUCCCACCACACAAGACCCGGGCGCCGCAGAUCUUUGUGGCAUUUGACAUGAAGGGGGCCGAGCGCAUCAUGAAGGUCUACCUCUUCCCCGUGCUCAAGCACCUUGCCACUGGUGUCAGCACCGAGGACUUGACCUGGGACACCAUUCGCAACCUUGAGCCCGGUGGGCAGGGAUUCAGCAGGGUGGUGGACAAGCUGUCCAAUUUCCUGGCAGGGUACAAAGAGCGUAUGCCUGUUGAGAUGAUCGCCAUCGACUGCAUCGACCCGGCCAAGGCGCGCAUCAAGGUAUACGCCCGGACAAAGUCGAAUUCGAAAAGUACCAUUCGCGACGUGUGUACCCUGGGUGGUCUGCAAAUGGACGAAUCAACCAUGCGCGGCGUCGAAAAUCUAUCCAAAAUAUGGCACCUCCUCCUCGAUGAGCCAAACGGGAUUGCUCCAGACCAGUCCAAGCCGCCCCGCUUCCCAAAGGACCACCACGUGGGCAUUUGUUUUGUCUUCGAGAUGAGGCCAGGUCAGGAGAGGAUCGAGGUCAAGUGCCAUUUGCCUUGGGCGCAGACAAACUCCAACGACAUCCGCACGACUGCGAACUUUACCGAGGCGCUCGAGUUGCUGGGCUACGAACGGCAUGCCGGCAAGUACGCCAGGGGCGCCUUAGCUGCGGCCAUGAUACCCGGGAUUGAUUUCUCAAAGCCAGGGGCCUCGUCUUACACGUCGUACAAUUACGGACGAGGCCACUUGGGCUACGGUGACUACAUAUCUUCGUAUUUUUCACCCAUGUGCCAGGGCUAUGAUUAG
Diaporthe citri is the source of this 1344-nucleotide messenger RNA. RefSeq lists its product as uncharacterized. NCBI's taxonomy places the organism in Eukaryota, Fungi, Ascomycota, Sordariomycetes, Diaporthales, Diaporthaceae. The record is from RefSeq and is a predicted model, not a curated record. The transcript is spliced from 2 exons. Gene Ontology annotation, molecular function: transferase activity, transferring alkyl or aryl (other than methyl) groups. Gene Ontology annotation, biological process: alkaloid metabolic process. Bases 1 to 1344 code for a protein of 447 amino acids.